GGUAGGGGCGGGGCCGGGAGGAUGGUGGCGCAUGCGCGCUGCGCUAGCGGUCCCGGGGGUGCUUGUCCGGUCCGGGUCGCGGUUGGUGUGGGGGGCGGUGGCGGUGCGGGGGCUGUAGUGGCCCCGCUCCCGGUCCCCCACCCGCCAGCUCCGUCCCGCAUCUCGGCAGCUGCUUCGCUUGGUUCGGUGGCGCUGGGACCCCGCCGUCGCGUUCAGCUCCUCGCUGCCCCCCUCCCGGGGGGCUCCGCCAUGGCGAUGACAGGCCCGACACCGUGCUCGUCCAUGAGUAAUCACACCAAGGAGCGAGUUACGAUGACCAAGGUGACGUUAGAGAACUUCUACAGCAACCUCAUCGCUCAGCAUGAAGAACGAGAGAUGAGACAGAAGAAGCUGGAACAAAUGAUGGAAGAAGAAGGCUUAAAAGAUGAAGAGAAGAGAAUCAGGAGGUCAGCACAUGCACAGAAGGAGACAGAGUUUCUUCGCCUAAAGAGAACAAGGCUUGGUUUGGAAGACUUCGAGUCUUUAAAAGUGAUCGGCAGAGGAGCAUUUGGAGAGGUGCGGCUUGUCCAGAAGAAAGACACGGGGCACGUUUAUGCCAUGAAAAUACUACGUAAAGCCGACAUGCUUGAGAAAGAGCAGGUUGGCCACAUCCGAGCGGAGCGGGACAUCCUGGUGGAGGCAGACAGCUUGUGGGUGGUGAAAAUGUUCUACAGCUUUCAGGACAAGCUGAACCUCUACCUGAUCAUGGAGUUCCUGCCCGGAGGUGAUAUGAUGACGCUGUUGAUGAAGAAAGACACUCUGACGGAAGAAGAGACGCAGUUCUACAUAGCUGAGACCGUGCUGGCCAUCGAUUCCAUUCAUCAGCUGGGUUUUAUCCAUCGGGACAUAAAACCAGACAACCUUCUUCUGGAUAGCAAGGGCCACGUGAAACUCUCGGAUUUUGGUCUGUGUACUGGACUGAAGAAAGCCCACAGAACAGAAUUCUAUAGAAACUUGAACCAAAGUCUUCCCAGCGACUUCACUUUUCAGAACAUGAAUUCCAAAAGGAAAGCAGAGACUUGGAAGAGGAAUAGACGGCAGUUGGCUUUCUCCACUGUGGGUACUCCGGAUUACAUUGCUCCUGAAGUUUUCAUGCAGACGGGAUACAACAAGCUCUGUGACUGGUGGUCGCUCGGGGUCAUCAUGUACGAGAUGCUGAUCGGUUACCCACCAUUCUGUUCUGAGACUCCUCAGGAAACGUAUAAGAAAGUAAUGAAUUGGAAGGAGACUCUGACAUUUCCUCCAGAAGUUCCAAUAUCUGAUAAAGCAAAGGAUCUUAUUUUAAGAUUUUGCUGUGAAUGGGAGCACAGAAUUGGUGCAUCUGGUGUGGAGGAAAUAAAGAGUAACCCAUUCUUUGAAGGGGUUGAUUGGGAGCAUAUCAGAGAGAGACCUGCUGCAAUUUCAAUAGAAAUUAAAAGCAUUGACGAUACCUCAAACUUUGAUGAAUUCCCAGAAUCUGAUAUCCUUAAACCAACAGUGGCCACAGGCAACCAUCCGGAGACCGACUACAAGAACAAGGACUGGGUUUUUAUCAAUUACACCUACAAGCGUUUCGAAGGCCUGACAGCCCGAGGAGCGAUACCAUCCUAUAUGAAAGGAGGGAAGUAACAGGGAGUAACACACCUGUACCUGGGACAGCUUCUGAGCCGUGCAAUUCCGUUCCUGGAGUUCGAGUUUAUACCUAGAACUUUCUUUUUUUAAGAAAACUUGAGGGCUAUCAACUCUUGGAGACUUCAGGACCCUGUUUGUUACACACCCUGGUCGUUACUAAGGAUUUUUUCUUUCUGCACCAUUGAAAAAUUCCAUGAAAUGUUUGCGCCAUCUCUUCCGCGAGCACGUUUUGCUGCUUCAGGAGCCAGAGUUUCAGUUUUCUGUUUAAAUUCUUUGCCGGAUUCCGCAGUCCAGCGGGAGAGGGGAGCAAACCUUCCCCUGGCCCUGCAAAGCACGCCAUGCCCAGUCCUGCAUUAAAUGACAAACUCAACCCGCCAGUUCUGCUGUUUCCCAGUGGCUGAGGACUUCAGGACAGAGGAAACAAAGCAAUAAUUAAAGCUCGAGACAGGCAGCUCUCCAGUGAACUAUCUAGUAGGACACGACUUGGAUUGCCUUAAGCUUAGUUUGUAGUGCUGUUUUUAACAAGGCCACUUGGAAGCCUCUUUAAUGGCAUUUCUCCGCGCUGCCGCCAUGGCCCCCAGUUGUGGGUCACUGCACUUGUGGUACUAAGACCCUCAAGCCAUUUAAUAUUUUUUCUAAAUUCAAAAAACCACGUGCGACUCUUUCUUUUCUAGCCAGCGACAGCAGGAACAGGCCGCUUCCCACCCCGAGCCAACAGUUUUCGGUUGCCAUACGAAAGGACGGAUCUCUAAAGGAUGGAGAUGAUAAAAACUACAGCUGCUCGCACAAGCCCACCUGGAAUUAAAACGGGGAGGGAAAUUCAUUGAACCGAUCCCUGGUGCUCCCGCUGCUGCCAUCUUUUGGCCACUUCUGAGAUCUGCUGCAUCUCCAGCUGUUUGAAGACAAAACCAUCUGUGGCUUUUAUUGCUCCUGGUUUGGGCAGAACGGGAUGGGAUUCCUCCGUGGGUCUCGCUGCUGGAGGCCUCCUGGUGUUUCCUACAGAGCUUCCUCGUCCCUCUGGUUUCCACUUUUGGGGCAGCGGAACCCACCUUGUCCACAAUUUGAUGACCACCUGGUGUCAUUUCUGGAAGUACAUUCAGUUAGGAUCGGGAUGCUCUCCAGGAGAGCCCCAAAGUGCCUUUCCUCGCCUCGACAUCUCUCGCACACGCCUGCGUUUUGGGAAGGAGGGUUCUGCCUCCCUUGAGCUUUCGGCAAUUCCUUUUAAUGAUCAUGAGCCCGCCUUUGAACCUGGUUUGUAGUUAACUCCUCGCUUCCAGGGGCAGGUGGCAUUAACUUGGGGGCCUGCCUGGUUCCGGUCUUGAAUUUGCAAUCAGAUUUUUAAAUAAUAUCAGUUUAAUGAGGUUUCUAAAAGCGUGGAUCAAUUUGAACUGCCUUGGAUUCUCGCAAACUUCUAUUGGUGCUGAAUGCGAUGUAGCACAGACAAAGCAAAGCCGUUUAAAACAAAGUGUUCCAAAGGAAGGCUUUCAGUUAGAUUUAGUCCUGACUAUCUAGAUUAAGAAAUGACAGCAAAUGGAUUUGUAGUGCAACUUUUUGAAAUAGGUGUUUUUAGGGAAUUUUUACCUGGAUGUCUUUGAAGCGAGUGCCAGCACGAAGGGCUGAUUGGGGGAUUGACAGGGCCCUGCGUAGCUAAAACUGGGUGAUAAUUCGUUAACAUCCUUUCCCUGACCACCCCCUGGGGUUUCUGUGUGUGUCCUGGAGUUUAAUGACUUGCCAUGAGCUGUUUAGAUCCCAAUUGGAUCCUACAGAGCUGAAAUGCAAAAACAGCCUUAAUUAGAUGUACCCAAUCACUGUAGUCAGUGGGGCUUACUCAAUGACCAAGGGCUAACUGACGUAAUGAGCUAUAUAGGAUCAGGCUUUUUACCAACUACUCAGUACUAUUACCUCUGCUCCUCUACAUUUUUUAUGGACUCAAAUUGCUCCAUCUCCUCCUCCCACAGUUUCUUCCAGCCACUUGAAAAUGUUGCCUUAUAAACCAUUGGAAAACCAAGAGGUAUUAAGAUCAAAGCAUUUAAAAACAUUUCUAACAGCUCAGUUAUUGCCUUAAAAUUAAAAAACCAACAACAAACAAAACCAAAACCCUAAAUUCUCGAAAGCUGCUGUGGAUCAGGAAUGAAUUAUUUGGAGUAGCUGCAUUAUUACCCUUUGCUAAAAGGGACUGGCAUUUUUAUUUAUGAAUACCAAAGAUGAAGAAGCUGUACAAUGAUAAGUUGUGAUAACUUGCUGUGAACAAACCCCUAUCUCGUGGUAUGGAUUGUGCAUUUUGAGUGCAUGCGUGUCAGAGUCUUCAGGAACCUCAGCCUGUUCACUUUUUGAGUUAAGGGAAGUUCUCCGAAGGCACAAGGAGCAGCUGGUACCUCACUCUUGUCUUUCAGUAGAAGGUGGAUGUCUCUGAAUACCAUUGUCCUCCUGGGCACACGUUUUGUAUUACACUUGUCACCUUCCUGCCACUAGGAUAAAAACACGUUGUCCUUCCAUGAUCCACACUUGACUUCUAUCAAAUGGAAGACUUUUCAUGCCUGUUCCAUCUCCCAUGUCAGCCAAACAUUUUUCUUACCUGCUGGCUUGUGUAUUGAGCUCCUGUGUAUCUUUUAGCUCUUUCUUUAAGCUGCAAGCAGUUGCUGGGCUUGCAGGAGUGAUUCCAAUCUGCAUUUGCAGUGAAUGGCAUGAGCUGCGCUGCCAGUCCCCAAAACCGCACCAGGCGUUUCUCACUGUGCCCUGAGUCUGCCUUAACCUCCACCUUGAAAAAGUCUUCUGUAAAUAUUUCGGAGCUGUUACUGAAUUGCACUGUACAAAUCUGGCAAGUCUCUUGUGUGUUGCUAGGGGAGCCAACUUUUUAUGGAACAAUCUUUGCAUUGUGUUGUGUAAAUAAAAUCCUCUUGGUAAA
Columba livia (rock pigeon) is the source of this 4555-nucleotide messenger RNA. It is a transcript of the gene STK38, whose product is annotated as serine/threonine kinase 38. NCBI's taxonomy places the organism in Eukaryota, Metazoa, Chordata, Aves, Columbiformes, Columbidae. Gene Ontology annotation, biological process: peptidyl-serine phosphorylation; intracellular signal transduction. The record is from RefSeq and is a predicted model, not a curated record. The coding region runs from base 22 to 1647 and encodes 541 amino acids. The transcript is spliced from 14 exons. Gene Ontology annotation, molecular function: protein serine/threonine kinase activity; ATP binding.